Messenger RNA from Leptidea sinapis, 690 nucleotides. RefSeq names its product protein Asterix. Gene Ontology annotation, cellular component: endoplasmic reticulum membrane. NCBI's taxonomy places the organism in Eukaryota, Metazoa, Arthropoda, Insecta, Lepidoptera, Pieridae. Gene Ontology annotation, molecular function: protein folding chaperone. The transcript is spliced from 4 exons. The record is from RefSeq and is a predicted model, not a curated record. Gene Ontology annotation, biological process: protein insertion into ER membrane. The coding region runs from base 318 to 641 and encodes 107 amino acids.
AGCCAGGCCUUUGAUUUUGAAGUUUAAGCUUUAAAGUAACUACACAGAAUACAUUUUAACUUACGGAAAGUUAACACUUGUCAGUUUUCUAAAUACUAUUUCAUGAAUUGAAUUGACCCAAAAUCUAAAUUUUGCAAUUAAACAAAAUUAUUUUAUUGUAUUUAUCGUAUAAUUAAAUUUCAUGUUAUUGAUGUUUCUGUGAUAUUAAACAAGGACAUAAGUCGAACUCACUCGAUUUAAAAUAUAAAAGGUAAUAAUUAUCGAACCGUGUUCAUACAACUACAAAUAUUUGUGGGCCACUAUUCAAAUCAGACAAGAUGCAACUAUCCAGCGAUCCAAGAAGAUCUGAUCGUGAGCGACGCUAUAAACCACCUCCAACUAACUCAGCCCCUGCUGAAGAUCUCACUACAGAUUACAUGAAUAUUCUUGGAAUGGUGUUUUCAAUGUGUGGGCUAAUGAUGCGUUUGAAAUGGUGUGCUUGGACAGCAGUGUUUUGUUCAAGUAUUAGUUUUGCAAACUCCAGGGUGUCAGAUGACACAAAACAGAUAAUCAGCUCAUUUAUGUUAUCAAUAUCGGCUGUUGUUAUGUCAUAUAUCCAAAAUCCAGCCCCAAUGUCUCCUCCAUGGGCAACACUUAUGUAAUAUAAUGCAGUUAAAAUAAAUGAUUAAUUAUCAUCACAUUUAAUCUUUA